Messenger RNA from Achroia grisella, 1927 nucleotides. It is a transcript of the gene drk, whose product is annotated as growth factor receptor-bound protein 2. NCBI's taxonomy places the organism in Eukaryota, Metazoa, Arthropoda, Insecta, Lepidoptera, Pyralidae. The transcript has 6 exons. Gene Ontology annotation, molecular function: protein binding. Bases 222 to 857 code for a protein of 211 amino acids. The record is from RefSeq and is a predicted model, not a curated record.
UUUAUGAACUGUGAAGUGAAAUGGUGAUGUGACUGAUCUGUGUAUUGAAAGAAUUUCUUUCAUAAUUUCCUUUAGAACGUUGUAAUUUUUGAUAAAUCUCUAACAAAAUACAUGCAUUAUGAUUACUUUAUUACCCUGACCGGAAUUAGUAAUAUUAGAUUGUAUACUUUGUGAGUUAUUUUGGUAUUCGGUGACAUUUCAGUGAAGUGCCUAAUUUGAUCAUGGAGGCUAUAGCAAAACACGAUUUCACAGCAUCUGCUGAUGAUGAGCUCAGUUUUAAAAAGAAUCAAGUGCUUAAAAUACUUAAUAUGGAGGACGAUAUGAAUUGGUACAGGGCUGAAUUAGAUGGCAGAGAAGGGCUAAUACCUAGCAACUACAUUCAAAUGAAAAGUCACAAUUGGUAUUUCGGACGGAUCACAAGGGCCGAUGCAGAGAAAGUGUUAACGAAUAAACCAGAAGGUGGAUUUUUGAUACGGAUUAGUGAAUCUAGCCCGGGUGACUUCUCAUUAUCAGUAAAAUGUCCGGAUGGUGUCCAACAUUUCAAGGUGCUCCGAGACGCGUCAAGCAAGUUCUUUCUUUGGGUAGUGAAAUUUAACUCACUGAACGAGCUGGUGGACUACCAUCGUACUGCGUCAGUCAGCCGCCUGCAGGACGUCAAGCUGAGAGAUGUUGUACCUGAAGAGAUGCUGGUACAGGCUCUGUACGACUUCACUCCACAAGAAGCCGGCGAAUUGGAAUUUAGACGCGGUGACGUCAUCACCGUCACUGACCGCUCUGAUCAACAUUGGUGGCAGGGCGAGAUAGCUCACCGUCGCGGCCUGUUUCCGGCAUCGUACGUCACCGCCUACCAUUCAUAGUGCUCGCGCGCUCCAACCUUGCCUCCUUGUAGCCGCUGAUAUUGUGUUGUGUGCCGCCCCAAUAUAUUGAGUCGACGCCGGCUGACACCUUGCUGACUCUCAUGUAUCCCAACCCAAUAUUAUCACACAGUAACGAGAAAGCGUUAUAGUUUUCUUAAAACAUGCAAUAAUCACGCCUUCAAAUCUCACCAAUGUGUCAGCCGGCUAAAGUAUGAUUUCAUGUAACCAUGUAACAUUUUAUAGCAACGGUGCUUAGAUCCCACGGAUGUUUGGUUACGCUGAUCAUACAUAUAAUAAAUUUACUAUAAUAAUAUAAUAAUUGUGACUGCUAAGUUGUUUGUCCGUGAGUUGACUGCCCUUGUCCACAAUAUUGACGUCGUUUGUAGUACAAAACUGUUCGGUGCCGUUAUACAUUUCUUGUGUACUUUGUACGAAUUUAACAACCACUCAUUGUGUAAUUGUGACAAUUUGCGGGACGAAACAACAAUUUUUGUCCUCGCUUACGUGCCAGAAUGUUAUUUGUAGUUUUUUUGAAAUAUAUUUAAGUAAUAAAAGGUAAAAGGGAUCAACUCAGUAUUCGCUGAAAUUCCCCUGCUCUAUAGAUUUUUAUCAAUGUGAUUUUUUUUUAUUGUAUGAACAUUAUUUAUCCACUUUUAGUCUAUAAUGCUCAUUUUUAAAUAUUUACCAUUUACAUGUUAGUUAAGUAAUAGAUUUAAGUUGAUUUUACAUUAUUUGGACAAUUUUUUAUCACUGAUAUACAAAACUAUAUAAACUGGUACCAUAUUCGCGUAGGAUAUAAACGAUGUAGCGUCCUUCAAAGCUUCUCUAGGUUUAGUUUCAGAUUAUUUUGUCGCACAACGUAACGACGAGAGUAUUUUGUUUUAAAUAACAAAAUGGUUUUAUAUAUUGACUAUUGUUUUGAUGUCAUCGUAUGAAUACGAACAGCGAGGAUAGUAAACAUUAGGAUGUAUUCACAUAACAACAUGCUUCUUAUUCGCUUUCGAUGUUUUUAAUUUUAUGCAGGGUUGUUACCAUUUUAGCGUUUUACCAAUUAAUGACGAAGUGAAAUU